AUGACUAUUGCUGCAUAUGCGUAUGAAACAAAUGAAGCAAGAAGAGCACAUGAACUAGUAAACGAAAACUCAACUUUAACCAUUGAAGGCAAUGAUUUAGUCAUUGACGAUGGAAAAACUAAAAAAGUCAUUGAUUUCGAUACUUUUAACACUUAUGACCCAUUCAUUACAAUAAGUAAAGUUCCUAUCAUAAAUGAUGGAACGGUGCAAUAUAUAAAUUCUACAGUAGAUGCCUCAUUAGUGAAAGUACUGAAUGUUCUCAUUGAAUUGUUAAAGAGCUUUCGAUUUGACGACAACAUUAAAUGCCUAAAGAAUUUAGUCAUGAAUGAGAAACAAAUUCUCGGCGUUGCUGGUAGCAGUAAUGAUGUACACCUUAUGACAUUAGAAUAUUAUAACGAACAUAAAGAUGAACUGAAAGGAGAGAAGGGUGACACUGGACCACAAGGACCACAAGGAAUACAAGGAAUACAAGGACCUCAAGGCGAAAACGGUUUGGAUGGAAAGGAUGGAAAGGAUGGAAAAACUGCUAAAUCAUGGAUAUGGGACCUUAUAAAUACUGGUUUAACAGCUGCUUCAUAUGGAGUUCUUCAAUACCAAAUCGGAAAGAUAUGGGCAGUACUUGGUGAAGAAGUUUUAGAUGACGUUAAAAAUGCUUUGAACUUCAUUUCAAAUGGUUCGGAUACUAUUAAAACUUUAUCUGGUUGGAUGCAAGAAACAAGGAGUCAAAUAGAUACUGUAAGACGUAUAGCAAACAAUGCACGUACGGGAUUGGAUACUUUACGAGAAGCACAAAAUACACUAAAGGAAGCAAAUGAUAUUCUUGGCUCAGUAUCAGACAUGCAUGAAGAUUGGCUUAAAGGUAUUGACAAAUCUUUAAAAAAUCACAGUCAGUCUAUUGCUGACUACAAGAAAAGUAUAGAUUUUUUACAUAGUGCUAUGGACGUACAUGAUGGAAGCAUAAGGAACUUACUUAAUGCUAACAAUAACUUACCAGGAACUAUUAAAGCAUUUAUAAAGUCCUUUGUAAAACCUGGUGCUCUAACA
Messenger RNA from Trichomonas vaginalis G3, 1044 nucleotides. RefSeq names its product organellar and viral DNA polymerase type B. The annotation marks the transcript as partial. The record is from RefSeq and is a predicted model, not a curated record. NCBI's taxonomy places the organism in Eukaryota, Parabasalia, Trichomonadida, Trichomonadidae. The transcript has a single exon.